AUGGCUCUGAAGGACACGGGCAGCGGCGGCAGCACCAUCCUCCCCAUCAGCGAGAUGGUGUCUGCGUCCAGUUCUGGCGCUCCUCUGGCCGCCGCCCCGGGGCCCUGCGCGCCGUCGCCCUUCCCCGCGCCGUCGCCCUUCCCCGAGGUAGUGGAGCUGAAUGUUGGCGGCCAGGUCUAUGUGACCAAGCACUCUACGCUGCUCAGCGUCCCGGACAGCACUCUGGCCAGCAUGUUUUCGCCCUCUAGUCCCCGGGGCGGCGCUCGGCGCCGGGGCGAGUUGCCCAGGGACAGCCGAGCGCGCUUCUUCAUUGACCGCGACGGUUUCCUCUUUAGGUACGUUCUGGAUUACCUGCGGGACAAGCAGCUGGCGCUGCCCGAGCACUUCCCCGAGAAGGAGCGGCUUCUGCGCGAGGCAGAGUUCUUCCAGCUCACCGACUUGGUUAAGCUGCUGUCGCCCAAGGUCACCAAGCAGAACUCGCUCAACGACGAGGGCUGCCAGAGUGACCUGGAGGACAAUGUUUCCCAGGGCAGCAGCGAUGCACUGCUGCUGCGUGGGGCGGCGGCCGGCGGCGCGCCCUCGGGCUCUGGAGCGCAUGGUGUCAGUGGCGUUGUCGGUGGCAGCGGCGCUCCGGACAAGCGCUCUGGCUUCCUUACCCUGGGCUACCGUGGCUCCUACACGACAGUGCGUGACAACCAGGCAGAUGCCAAGUUCAGGCGUGUGGCGCGCAUCAUGGUGUGCGGACGCAUAGCCUUGGCUAAAGAGGUCUUUGGGGACACUCUUAAUGAGAGUCGCGACCCUGACCGGCAGCCGGAGAAGUACACGUCCCGCUUCUACCUCAAGUUCACCUACUUGGAGCAGGCAUUCGAUCGACUGUCUGAGGCUGGCUUCCACAUGGUGGCGUGCAACUCCUCUGGCACUGCCGCCUUUGUCAAUCAGUACCGAGACGACAAGAUCUGGAGCAGUUAUACCGAGUACAUCUUCUUCCGACCACCUCAGAAAAUAGUAUCACCCAAACAAGAACAUGAUGACAGGAAACAUGACAAAGUCGCAGACAAAGGAAGUGAGAGUGGGACUUCCUGCAAUGAGCUCUCCACAUCCAGCUGUGACAGUCACUCAGAGGCCAGCACUCCACAAGACAACCCGCCCAAUGCCCAGCAGGCUGCAGCUCACCAGCCUAACACCUUAACCUUGGAUCGACCCUCCAAAAAAGCGCCUGUGCAGUGGAUGCCACCACCAGACAAGCGCAGGAACAGUGAACUCUUUCAGUCACUCAUCAGCAAGUCCCGAGAUACAAAUCUCUCCAAAAAGAAGGUCUGUGAGAAGCUAAGUGUGGAGGAAGAAAUGAAAAAGUGUAUUCAGGAUUUUAAAAAGAUCCACAUUCCAGAUUGUUUUCCAGAGCGCAAACGCCAGUGGCAGUCUGAACUGCUUCAAAAGUAUGGGUUGUAG
This is a messenger RNA of Arvicola amphibius (Eurasian water vole), 1449 nucleotides long. It is a transcript of the gene Kctd8, whose product is annotated as potassium channel tetramerization domain containing 8. Gene Ontology annotation, molecular function: protein binding. The record is from RefSeq and is a predicted model, not a curated record. The transcript has 2 exons. NCBI's taxonomy places the organism in Eukaryota, Metazoa, Chordata, Mammalia, Rodentia, Cricetidae. The coding region runs from base 1 to 1449 and encodes 482 amino acids. Gene Ontology annotation, biological process: protein homooligomerization; regulation of G protein-coupled receptor signaling pathway.